UAUUUCAUUGGAUCUCAUCGAUUCUAGUCAAACACAAAGUUGAGGGUUUUUCUUGCCAACCGAACCUUUAAAAAUUUCAAGUACUCAAGGGUCCCAACUUGUGUUGCAUCCGAAACAAACAGAAUGGCGGUUUCACUCUCAAGAACUCCUCAACCCUGUGUUGGACAAAUCUCAAUCAUGAACAAGUUUCACACCAUCUCAUCCAAAACCCUCCGCAGUUUCAAUCCCCUUUUCAAGCCCUCCACUCAAACCCUCUUCCUCAGCUCCCAAAAACCCAAAACCAAUCGCCAAUAUCCUCCUCGCAACACAAUCCGAUGCCUUUUCACCGGCAUCGUCGAGGAAAUGGGCCGAGUCAAGCAACUGGGCACGGCCCAAAACGGCGGUUUCGACAUGAAAAUCGGCGCCAAAACCGUUCUGGAGGGCGUUCACCUCGGGGAUAGCAUUGCCGUCAACGGAACGUGCCUGACCGUGACUGAAUUCGAUACCCAGUUGUCGGAUUUCACAGUCGGGCUGUCCCCCGAGACGCUUAGGAAGACGUCUCUGAUCGAGCUCGAAUCGGGAUCACUUGUGAAUUUGGAGCGGGCGGUGCAGCCCACGAGCCGAAUGGGCGGGCACUUUGUGCAGGGUCAUGUGGAUGGCACAGGGGAGAUAGUGUCCGUGGAGCCCGAGGGCGAUUCGCUGUGGAUCAAGGUAAAGGCAUCGAAGGAGGUGUUGAAGUAUGUGGUGCCGAAAGGGUUUAUAGCAGUAGAUGGAACUAGUUUGACGGUGGUGGAUGUGUUUGAUAAAGAAGAGUGCUUUAAUUUCAUGUUGGUUGCUUACACUCAGCAGAAGGUGGUGAUUCCGUUGAAGAAGGUCGGGUCGAAGGUUAAUUUGGAGGUUGACAUACUCGGGAAGUAUGUCGAAAGACUUCUCAGUAGUGGGUUUGUUGAGUCAAUCAAAUCUUCAUGACUCAUGAGUGAUUAGCGAGAGAAAUUAUUACGUGGUGUUCUGGACUACAGAAAGUAGGUGGUUCCACCCAAUUAAAAUAUCACAUGUGUUUGUUUGAAGCUCAGUGGGAGAAGGUCGCCUCUCUGUUGAAGGUAAAGGGUUGAGGUAAGUUUCUUUUCGCCCUCGUGUGUUGAUUUCUUCUACCAGUAGUUCUAUUCUCCUUCCUCCCUGAGUACUGAGGUCUGUAUCUCGUUCUGCUUUUCCUGCAAAUUGAGCACCCGACUCUUGUUCGUAGUGCUUCAUGACCAAUUUUAGGCCCUUUUUUUUUCAAACGAAAAACUUUCUGCUCGUAACAUCCUCCAAUUCUCUCCUGUCUUGGUCAUAAUUUUAGGAACAGCAAUGGUAUUUGUUCCCAGGGGAGUGACUGGCUCUUUAUUGUGUUGUAAUGGGCCGACCUGCUGUGGAAAUUUUUGCAAAAACUACAUUUGUCAACAAAGUCUUAUCGGACUUGAUUUCGAGAGAGUCUGAAUAGCAGAUCUCGAUAUGAAAUAGCUCGAACCAAGAAUCACCAUUGUUAGUGAUGGCCUGAUGGGGAACUGUCGUCAUCGCUAACUUUUCUCAUGGUAGAGAGCAGACGCAGCUUGCUCAACAUCAAGUUGCCAAGUUGGAGGUGGAGGGGACUCAGUUUUCAUGGGGAUAUCAUUCUACUUCACUUUAGUCCACUUGCACAAUUUGCCAAACCAACCACUCCAUUUCUCCCCAUCUCAGCCGAAAGUGAGAACCGGUUCUCCUCUUUGUGAGCGUGGACGGAUGAGUAAUGUGCGUGCCAUAUGAACAUUUGGUACAGUUGUACAGUAUUUGGUUGACUUGGGCAAAUGAGUUUGACUCCAAAUUUAGUGGAUAUGGUGAUCUGA
Molecule: messenger RNA, 1841 nt
Organism: Malus domestica (apple)
Lineage: Eukaryota; Viridiplantae; Streptophyta; Magnoliopsida; Rosales; Rosaceae
Product: riboflavin synthase-like
Biological process (GO): riboflavin biosynthetic process
Molecular function (GO): riboflavin synthase activity
Source: RefSeq, a predicted model, not a curated record